Messenger RNA from Malassezia vespertilionis, 1155 nucleotides. RefSeq lists its product as uncharacterized. Gene Ontology annotation, molecular function: phosphatidylinositol-4-phosphate binding. Gene Ontology annotation, biological process: Golgi to plasma membrane protein transport; Golgi organization; Golgi vesicle budding. NCBI's taxonomy places the organism in Eukaryota, Fungi, Basidiomycota, Malasseziomycetes, Malasseziales, Malasseziaceae. Gene Ontology annotation, cellular component: Golgi cisterna; trans-Golgi network; cytosol. The transcript has a single exon. The record is from RefSeq and is a predicted model, not a curated record. The coding region runs from base 1 to 1155 and encodes 384 amino acids.
AUGUCCUCGGGAUUACUGCGACGCAAAGCGGCGACGCAGCAUGAUGCUGCGUUAUACGAAGACGAAGAUCAACCUGCAAGUUCUGGACCUAAUCCCCCGCGUCGUAAUGCACAAAAUGCACCGAUUGUCGAGCGCGUAGCCGGCACGGGCUCCGUUGCGGCGGUAGAUCCGCGCUCCGGGCACCGUUUUGCGUACGAUCCGCGCGAUGUGAAUGAUGAGGUUGAGUCUCGCAUCCAUCCACGACUCACAUUGAUGGAAGAGAUUUUUUUGUUGGGUCUCAAAGAUAAGCAAGGCUACUUGUCCUUUUGGAACGAUACCAUUUCUGUCACAUUGCGUGGCUGCAUCCUCUUGGAACUUGCAUUUCGCGGUCGAAUCGGCAUUUCGCGCGCUGAGCUUACACGAUCGUGCAUUUCCGAUCGAACUGUCGACGUGCUCGAUACACGCAAUACCGGAGAACCACUGCUGGACGAGACGCUUCGCGUCAUCAAGGCAAAUCCGCCAGCGAGCGUGUCAGAAUGGAUCAGUCUGCUUACGGGCGAGACAUGGAACGUGCUUAAGCUGAAUCUGCAGUUGAAGCAGGUCCGCGAGCGCCUCGCCAAAGGACUGGCCGACAAAGGCGUCUUGCGCACGGAAAAACGCAAUUUUUUGCUUUUCGAUAUGCCGACGCACCCGCUUGCGGAGCGUGGACAAAAAGAUGCGCUUUUGCGGCGGCUCUAUGCAUUCAUUGGAUGUCCUGCCCAGACGCUGCACCCCCCCACAUUAUAUGCCGAGGCGGGCGAUAUACAACUGCGCGUCACACGCACGCUCUGCAUGGUAUGCUGUGCGUACACCGCCAAUGUGCUGGAAAAUCCGCUCGCGCACCUUCCGUAUGCGCAACACGAACAUGCUCUCACACGCGCCGCCGAUCUUCUAAGCGAGUUUGGGCGGUGGCCCAUGGCGCCGGAAUCGCCUGGAGGCGGCGUUCCAGCGCAGAGCACAGUGCCCUCCGCACCAAAACACGGCACAUCCAAGCGGCGCAAGCAGGAGAUGGGCGUCGCGAGUGCCGACGUCGCGCGCGCAAUGCAGCACGAGUUUGCAGAGUAUGGGACCGAGACGCAAUUCAAGCUCAUCGCCGCCGUGCUACUGGAAUUCUCGCGAAUGGACUCGCUACUGUGA